AUGGACUAUUCAGGUGGGGAACGUCGUCCUCCUAGGGCAGCUCGACCCCCGGGCUCCUCACAACCAACCAGUCCAUCCACAUCACCGUAUCCAGAGUCGCCCGUUCCUCGAGGCGUUUCCUUUCAAAAAGUCGAACGUGGCGACCGGACGGAAGCUCUUGAUCAUCACCGCCAGCGGACUAUACCAUCCGCUUACCACAGCCAGCUAUUGCCUGGUGACCAGGAUCAAGAGACAGGUGGCUUGGAUGGGAGGGUCUUGAGGAAGAAGAGUCUUGUUCGUCCAGAUCGUGAAAAAAUUGAACCAGGACAUCGACAGUGGCAUUAUCGUAGCCAUGUUGCUCAAGCAGAGGCAGAGGGAAAUGCUCGCGUUGGAGUUUAUCCGUCUACUACGGGCAACUAUCCCCAGGCUGGUUUGCGACGUGGACGAUCUCUUCUUGCACGAGAAGAGGAUAUCCCCGAAUCUGGCCUUUCUAUCUUCAAACGAGGUCCCACACUACUUCGCAGAAAAUCGACAACUUCUUCGACUCAGAUGCCAAUGCUCGAUCAAGAGAAUAAGAGCCGAAGCUGCUUGGGUGAUUUUGCGCCAGGACCCAAAGGCCCUUGGAUGGUUUAUUGCUAUAUUCUAACCUGCUGUAUCCCGCCCUUCGUGAUGAGAGCAUGCGGUCUUCGCAGUGCAGAACAACAACGUGCAUGGCGGGAGAAGAUGGGUCUAGUCAGCAUCAUUCUUGUCCUAAUGGCUGGUGUAGGUUUCCUCACUUUCGGUUUCACGGAAGCCGUCUGUGGCGACCCUCCUAAACGCUUCCAUGGAGGUGCUGUCGGUCCAUUCAAUAUUGACGUUGGUUUUGUGGUCAUCCACGGUUACAAUUACAACUUGACCAAUUGGAUCCACCCGAAGGCCGGCUCCACUUUCGAUGGAACCACGAACCCUUUGAAUCUUUAUCAGGGACUGGGAGGCAACGACGCAUCUUUCCUAUUCCAGAACGUCAAUAAGAAUUGCUACGGACUCAUCACGAAGGCCUCGAAUUCUACCAUCACUGGCAGCGGCGGAAACCUCGAUUGGUAUUUCCCAUGCAACAUCUUCAAUACUGCGGGGAGCCGUGGCGCUAACUAUACAAAUUAUGAAAGCCCCAAGAUGUGUCAUACUACGCCGCUAGCCAGGUCGCAGCUUUCUCUAUUUAGCCCGUCAGGUCAAGUUUAUUACACUUGGGAUGAUGUUCGUCACGGUGGUCGCAAUCUUGCCGUUUACGAGUCAAAUGUCAUCGACCUCAGUCUGCUCCAGUGGCUCAGCAAAGCUCAAGUCAACUACCCCGCUGUUUUCGACGAAAUACAAAGCCCGAACGAAACCUACCAGGGCAAAGAUCUGACCAUGAUGUUUAUGCGUACUAAGCAGAAAACCCUUGGUCGUUGUCUGCAGGACAUUGCGACAGUUGGUUACAUCGACACCCAAACUAUCGGCUGCGUCGCUUCUUCUGUUGUUCUCUACCUUUCUCUUGUCUUCAUCGUCGGAGUCGUCCUCAUUCGUUUCGGCUUGGCUGUUUACUUCCAGUGGUUCGUCUCGUGGAGGCUUGGAAACUUCCCUCGAGAGACGUAUGAACAACGAAUGCAGCGUUCGGCGGAGAUCGAGAACUGGUCAAACAACAUCUAUACACCUGCUCCGAGCGAGUAUCGACCGAACGUGAACAAGAGCGGUCUUAACAAACCCAGGAAGAGCUUCUUACCUUCCACUUCGCGAUUCACUCCUGCCGAAAAUGUUUUGAAGCCUGGGCAGAGACCCACCACUGCAUACAGCAUGAUGGAUUCUUCCUCAUCCGGUAAUUGGAAGCAAUCCAUGAAUCCGAAGAAGACUGGUUCUGAUACUUCCAGUGUCCGACAAUCGAGGAACACGAUGUCGUUCCCACAAGACGGCUUUAUUCGAGGUUCAUUUGCCGAGAGUCAGUGUCCUUUCCCACUGCACGGUGUUGUUCCACAGCCUCCUCCCGAUUACGAGCCGUUCAACUUCCCACUCGCUCACACGAUAUGCCUCGUCACUGCAUACUCCGAGUCUGUGGAAGGUUUACGCACUACGUUGGAUUCUCUUGCAACUACCGAUUACCCCAACAGUCAUAAGCUGAUUCUCGUCAUCGCUGAUGGAAUGGUCAAGGGUGACGGAAACACGUUGACGACACCCGAGAUCUGUUUAGGCAUGAUGAAGGAAUUGGUCAUCCCUGCCAAUGAGGUGGAGCCCCAUUCAUAUGUGGCCAUCGCUGAUGGCCAUAAGCGACACAACAUGGCCAAGGUAUACGGUGGUUGGUACGAUUAUGACGACGCGACUGUUGAGCGGUCAAAACAGCAGCGUGUUCCGAUCGUUCUGGUGGCCAAAUGUGGUAACCCCCUAGAAGCGGAUGACCCUAAACCUGGAAAUCGAGGCAAGCGAGAUAGUCAGAUCGUUUUGAUGGCUUUCUUGCAGAAAGUUAUGUUCGAUGAACGGAUGACCACAUUUGAGUACGAGUUCUUCAAUAACAUCUGGAGGGUCACGGGUGUCAGUCCGGAUCAUUACGAACUUGUGCUUUGUGUGGAUGCAGAUACGAAGGUUUUCCCGGAUGGUGUUACGCGGAUGGUUAGCUGCAUGAUCCACGAUCCUGAGAUCAUGGGUGUUUGCGGAGAGACAAAGAUUGCAAAUAAAGCGGAAACCUUUGUGACCAUGAUGCAAGUGUUCGAGUACUACAUUUCGCAUCAUAUGACGAAGGCCUUCGAGUCUAUGUUCGGUGGUGUUACCUGUUUGCCCGGAUGCUUCAGUAUGUACCGAAUCAAGGCACCUAAAGGCGAUACAGGAUAUUGGGUCCCCAUUCUCGCAAAUCCGGAUAUUGUGGAGCACUAUUCCGAAAACGUUGUGGACACUCUUCACAAGAAGAAUUUGCUCUUACUCGGUGAAGAUCGAUACCUGACCACGCUGAUGCUGAAGACCUUCCCCAAGCGGAAGAACAUGUUCUGCCCACAAGCGGUCUGUAAAACGGUGGUUCCCGACACAUUCCGUGUUUUACUGUCUCAGCGUCGCCGAUGGAUCAACUCUACCAUUCACAAUCUUGCCGAACUUCUUCUUGUCCGAGACUUGUGUGGAACGUUCUGUUUCUCCAUGCAAUUCGUUGUUGGUAUGGAGUUGGCGGGAACUCUAGUGUUACCGGCUGCCAUUGCCUUCACCUUGUAUCUGAUCAUUGUCUCAAUUAUUCCUGGAGGCACAGAUACCACCAUUCCCUUGAUUCUGCUUGCCUUCGUCCUUGGUCUCCCUGGUAUCCUGAUCGUUAUCACCUCGAAGAAGGUUGCCUAUAUCGGUUGGAUGUUAGUUUAUCUACUUUCUCUACCGAUUUGGAACGGUAUUCUACCUGCCUACGCGUUCUGGCACUUUGAUGACUUCAGUUGGGGUCAGACGAGAAAGGUUGCUGGCGAUAAAGGUGGGAAUCAUGGAGACAAGGAAGGAGAGUUCGAUUCGAGUCAUAUCAUCAUGAAACGCUGGGCAGAGUUUGAACGUGAGAGGAGAUGGAAGAGCGGGACACAGAGCAGGGACGAUUCACUAUAUCAGGGAAACAAACGCCACUCACUUGUGUCGAAUUUCGACUAUCAUCCCGCCUCUUUGAAUGGAGGCUUUGAUAGCAGUACUGUGGAUUCCGCCGCAUUCUCGCCUCGACAAAGACACGAUUCCAAUGCGUUGUUAAUGCUUCCCGCACCUUUGGCAGUCAACCGAAACCCAAUGUCAUCUGCAUCUUCCGUUGGUGGGCCCAGGUCCAGCGAAGAUGUUUCCGAUAAUGGAUCUGGCCAUGGCUCGCAAACCAAUCUACGCCUUGUUCCAAGUUUCCAAUCCCAAUCUGAUUACGAUUCUUCGUCACCACUUCCUCGGUACUCCUCGCCAGGUGUACAGUAUGAUUCUCCGACCUCGCGAUCGUCACCAGCACCCAAUCCUUUCUACUCUCAAGUUCAGGUCCACAGUCCAGGUCUUUACGACGAAACUGGCCCGACCUAUGGGAAUGAUUCGGAUUCGGAGGCACAUAGUCCCCAUCGUGGUGCGAGGGGGGUCAGGCUGAUGGAUAGUGGCCCUGUUCCUGGCCCCGAUGGCGUCAGAAGAGUAUCGAGAACCGGAGGACGGAGGCAGUCCAGUCAGAACCGAUAUUCUAGGAACUCAGCGACGUAUGGACUACCCCCAGGAGCAGCUCCUCCUCAAUCUGGCGGUGGGGGUUAUGCUAGCUAA
Molecule: messenger RNA, 4218 nt
Organism: Marasmius oreades (fairy-ring Marasmius)
Lineage: Eukaryota; Fungi; Basidiomycota; Agaricomycetes; Agaricales; Marasmiaceae
Exons: 6
Coding region: 1-4218 (1405 amino acids)
Cellular component (GO): cell periphery; cell septum
Molecular function (GO): chitin synthase activity
Source: RefSeq, a predicted model, not a curated record